Lobosporangium transversale is the source of this 705-nucleotide messenger RNA. Its product is annotated as PIF1-like helicase-domain-containing protein. The transcript is spliced from 3 exons. Bases 1 to 705 code for a protein of 234 amino acids. Lineage: Eukaryota; Fungi; Mortierellomycota; Mortierellomycetes; Mortierellales; Mortierellaceae. Gene Ontology annotation, molecular function: DNA helicase activity. The record is from RefSeq and is a predicted model, not a curated record. Gene Ontology annotation, biological process: telomere maintenance; DNA repair.
AUGUUGAAUGAAGAACAACUGGAUGUUAUUGAAGUCAUUUUGCGGGAUGCGGGACUGGUUUUGGUGACAGGGUCAGCAGGAACUGGAAGGUCCAGUGUGUUGAAGGUACUGAUGCAUCGGUUAAAGGUAGGUACUAGAUUCGAACCAGUGGUGUUGGCGCCAUCGGGGGUAGCGGCUGUCAAUGUCGGAGGGAUGACAAUCUAUAGAUUUUUUGGAGCGGCAGCGCAAGGAGGAGGAGGAGGAGUCGAAGCUGUGGUGGCCCCAAAUGCGUUUGAGAUGGACUGGAACAUAUACUGCAUCCGCAAUCGAGGACGGGAGGCAUUUUUUGUUGUGGAUGAAGCUUCAAUGAUAUCGAGCGACAUAUUUGAAGCGACGAAUAAUACACUACAGCAGGUAUGUCCAAGAGCAAGUGCAGGGGUAGCGUUUGAUGGGUAUGCAUGUAUGUUAUUUGGAGACUUUGCUCAGCUUGCUCCCGUGGUACGAAGGCGGCCACGGGGACAUCGGGAAUGGAAAGAGAUUAAGGAGCUCCUAGAGGCAAGGACGCUCGACCUAGCCUUGGCAAAUGCCAUUGAGAUGCCGGAGAUGAACACGGUUGCGCUGGCGAGCCACGUGGAAACUGUUACCAAGUUGAACGAAAUUUUGGCACAAGGGCCCAUGAAUGGAGCACAGGGCAAAGUUCAGGCGAUUGGGGAGGAUAAUGUUUAG